Molecule: messenger RNA, 2791 nt
Organism: Trichechus manatus latirostris (Florida manatee)
Lineage: Eukaryota; Metazoa; Chordata; Mammalia; Sirenia; Trichechidae
Gene: VCF1
Product: VCP nuclear cofactor family member 1
Exons: 4
Coding region: 1-618 (205 amino acids)
Source: RefSeq, a predicted model, not a curated record
AUGGGGGGGCGCGGAGGAGACGCCGGAAGUAGCGGUGGUACGGAGCCGACGGAGGGGUACUCCCUGCCCGCGGCGUCCACCCGACUGGCGGCGAAAGCCAAGGCCCGAGGGGGUGGGCGUGGCGGCCGCCGAAACACAACAUCCCCUGUUCCCUCUUCUGGCGGAGCGGCGCCCCGUUGCUCCCCUCCACCAGCUGCCAUGAGCGAGCGCCUCCGCCCCAGGAAAAGGAGAAGGAACGGCAAUGAAGAGGACAACCAUCUCCCCCCCCAGACCAAAAGGAGUAGUCGGAACCCUGUCUUUCAAGAUUCCUGGGACACAGAGACAGUACCUGUAACAAGAAACAGUAAAGAAAACAGACUAAGAGGAAGCAGAGUGCUCUACGUGUCUUCCAGCAGCGAGAGUGGCGGGAGCAGCAGCAGCAGCAGCAUCAACAGCCCGGACAGGGCAAGUGGGCCAGAGAGCGGCUUAAACCAGACCAUCACUGGCUCCAGCCCCAACACCCCCCAGCCUGCCCCCGAGCAGUCUGCGCUUUGCCAAGGCCUUUACUUCCACAUCAACCAGACCCUGAAGGAGGCCCACUUCCACAGCCUACAGCACCGAGGACGGCCUCCGACAUGAUGCUCCGGCAGAGUCUUGCCUUCUGUGAAGGGACAGCGCUGUGCAGAGUGGAUACUUCAACUUAACGAUCUGUUUUAAAGAGUUGCACAAAAAAAAAUGCCUGUUGGCUUUUCAGUCUAUAUUUGAGAUAACAGGUUAACAGGCAGUUGUUUACUUGUGGUUUUGCUGCACUAUUGCAAUUUCAAAGGGGCUUUGAAGCAAUUUUUUAUAGGAUUCUUUUGAGGGUGGGUAUCAAAUCCAUGUCAAGGUAAUGGUAUGAGGAAGCCUCAUCUGCGUGUUGAACCCAUAGUAUGUCCAGUUCAGAGUGAUUUCCAAACCUGUCAAUUACAAGUUCUUUGUGUACAAAGGCCUUUUAAAAUGCGGGAACUUCAAUUUUUUAAUUCAAUAAACUAGUAAAGUGUCUAGUUUCCAUGAAAAAACCUAAGUUUUUUUUUUCCAAAACAGAGAAAGCUUGAUUCAGUCUUGCACUGAAAUUAACUGCCAUACUACCUCUUAGUAUGUAGACGUCCUGUGGAAAGUAUUCUCUCCUUUGUAACAGGAGAGCAAUCAGAUCCAAUUUAGACCCACUAAGGGAAGCACCCUCCCUCUUUGUUAUAUAUUUGUAUUUCCAGAGGGAAUGUCUUUGCAGACUCUUGUAUACCCAGAUAACCUGUGUAUCAUUAUUCCUCCAGAGUCUGCAUUUCAGACGUAGAAAACAUUGCACAGUUCCCAAAAAACGGGAAAUCCGUGACAACUGUGUCUUACCCACAGACUUCCUUCCGCAGCUCACGUGAUCUCAUGGUAGUUUGACUCCGCUGUGUCGAGAACUAAGGCACUGAUGGAUGCUGAUAGAGUGUAAGCUACCUGAACUGAUGUCUAAAGUAACAAGUACAGUGAAGCUACUGGAUAAGGAUUCAUCUUACACUUCACGUCACUCCUAGCAGUAACUAGGGGGCCACAUUCCAUCCCUGAAACCGGAAAGAUCGGUACGGCUUAGAAAGCAAUGAGCAGAGGCACCUUUAGAAGAAAUAAUAGUGCAGUGUUUAUUUAGAGAGUGACGGAGAUGUUUCCAUGCUAUUUAGUCAUACUGGAGAGCCAGCCGAGUUUGAAUAGUGAUGGCGUGGACGUGUCUUCCUCCUCAUUGACAAGCUGUCUGAACAGGGAGCCAGGGUGCGUCGGGUCAUCUGCUCUGGAGAGAGCCGGGGGUACAACCUGCCAUUGGAUGCAGAGAAAGUGCCUUAGAGUCCCACUGAAUCCUCCUGCCUGCUCACACCCUCUAGUCCACUCUACGCGGAAGCCCACACAGCACGCACGACAGAUCUGAGAAACAUGGAUAGCUUUAGUAAGAGGACUUUGCUGUUUGUCAAGAUUUGAAAAAGACAUAGGGAACAGAAUGAGAUUGGAAAAUGAGGACUGUCUUAGGAAGAGGGUAAACGUGCGCACCUCCUUUCCAUGGUCUGAGCCUUUGAUAUGGAUAGAAUUUAAAGGUCAGUUACUUGAAGUGAGAAUUUAGUGUCACAGGGAAAAAGCUGGCACGCCCCACUGGAUGGAGCGGAUGGUCUGCACAGGAACUUUUUCUUCUUCUACCGUCAUCUCCCGAGUUUAAAACUAGAUGUUUGAUGAAGAUUUUGGACCUUAAUGGGAUUGAUGGCAGGGAAUAUGGAAAGGAUACACUGCUAAUACUUUGUCUAACAAUAAAGCAAACCACCACCAAAUGCUAUAAAAAGACAAGCUGUUUGAGCUCUCAAGACACACGUGUACACAACACACUUCAGAAAUACCCAGGAGGACUCCUGCAGGUUUAAUGGAUGCCGUCCUACUGAAACAGAAUGUGUAUUAACAAGAACAUGUAAAACUUGAGAGCAAAUUUCCUUUUAUUUCCCACCCAACUAAAAGUUAUGGGUGGGGGUUGGACUUCUCUGUAGCCCAAAAUAAACAAUUUUUUUCCAAAGAAGUACCAUCACAGCGCUGGGUUGGCCAUUGGCUCAUUUACCCUAUUAGUACAAGAGAUGAUCUCCAUCCUGUCCUCUAGAUUUUCUGCAGCCUUGUGGCAGCCUGAAAUCCAUUUCACUAUGAGGCUACUUGAUAGUGUAAAUGGGCAUCUUUUAAAACUUCUAUUAGCUCAACCUAGUAAGACCUUGUACUUCUCUAUUGCGCCGCCAUUAAAAGCUGCAUUAGUGCAUUUUGUCAUUCA